UAUGAAAGUGAAUUGGAUUCAAGUAAUGUUCUGAAAACUUUGGAAAAUAAUGCUUAUGACACUGUUAACAAUUUAUAUAAUAAAAAUGAAAUUGAAGAGAAUAAUCGGGAAGAAAGAAAACUGGGUAUUUAUUAUUUCAUUGUGCCAGUAAAUGGAGAAGAAUCUGAAACACUUCAAAUUCUCAUUUCUACAUCAUAUCCAAUAUCUAACUUGUCAGAAAUUAGUCAGGUUGUUAAAGCUGUUAUAAUUGCUCAAUCAAACCAAACAAAUACACAAAUUGCAGUUAAGAGUUGUGAUGAGUAUACUAUUGAUUUAGCAAUUCCAACAAAACUUGGAGUGAUAAAGUUAUUACCAGUUCAAGAAUUAUUAACUUGUUAG
This is a messenger RNA of Funneliformis geosporum, 378 nucleotides long. NCBI's taxonomy places the organism in Eukaryota, Fungi, Glomeromycota, Glomeromycetes, Glomerales, Glomeraceae. The record is from the annotation of a GenBank genome assembly.